UGCUUUAUUAAUUCAUCUCCAUCGCCAUCCUUUCUCUCUCCCUCUCUCUCAACACAAAAAUCUCUGUAUUUUCGUUACCCAGAAAUCGGAAUCCAAGUCUCGUCUCGGCCAUCAAAACCCAGAAACUGAGCGUUAAACUGAUAGCCGUUUGGUUGACAUCCUCACGUACAUUUCUCACUUCUCCCUUAAUAUUACCCCUCAAACCACGAUUUCUUUUCCAAACUACCCCCCGCCAUACCUCUCUGUCUACCCUUGUACCACCCAUGGGCCAAAACAUCAGUUUUAUACCAAGCUCGAAGCAGAAGCGGGAGCCAGAAUCAGUUUUAUACGAUGGUAUCGGCCGAGCCAAUAGGGAAGCUUGGGUUGAGGUGGUCAUAGCCAGAUGUGAAGUAGCCUCGUUGAACGAUGGGUGCCAAUGGUUUUGUUGGCACGAGUCUGAUCCGAGUGAUUAUUAUGCCGAAUACUAUUAUAGUUACAAAGCAGCGACUCCAAAUAACCCGGUUAGUAAACAGUUGAACGAUGGGUUGCAUAAGGCUGGUGCACGAAAUCCUUUUGGACGAUACCAUUAUCGGUGCAACAUGGCUCGAGGAUGCCCAGUUAGGAAAGAGGUGCAGAGAUGCUGUGAUGACAUGUCUGUACUCAUAACACGGUAUCAUGGUACACAUAACCAUCCACUUCCAACUGCCAUGGCUUCCACCGCUGUUUCAGUUGAAACAUCCACUUUCACCCAAGCAUCCCUUCCGCUUCCUUACCAACCUUACCAUGGUUCUUAUAUGAUAAAAACGUCUUCUCAUCCACCAAACAUUAGAAGUAUAAACCCUAACGACCCUAACCCUUCCAAAGGAAUUGUUCUUGACCUUACAAGCAACUCUGACGAUCCACCUCAAUUUAUGAUGGACAAAUCACCAGUGCGAGACCAAGACCAAAACCAGGCUCCCAAGAUUCCAGUUGUCAAAGACCCAAACAAAGAAGUCCAAUCAAACCCAUCCACAAGAAGUACCUCAUUUUCCAAACCUCUUUGCAAUUACGACGUUUUCUUGAGUUUUAGAGGUGAAGACACUCGUAAGAACUUCACUGAUCACCUUUACUCCGCUUUAGUGCAACUCGGAAUUCGUACAUUUCGAGAUGACGAGGAACUUCCAAGAGGUGAGAACAUCUCAAUUGAACUUCUCAACGCGAUUCGAGGAUCAAAGAUUUGCAUUGUAGUUUUCUCCAAAGGCUAUGCUUCUUCCAAGUGGUGUCUUAAUGAGCUUGUGGAGAUCGUGCAAUGUAAGAAUACCAUAGGCCACACUCUUCUUCCCAUAUUUUAUCAAGUGGAACCCUCAGAUGUUCGAAAACAAACCGGAAUUUUUGCGGAAGCCUUUGCUAUGCAUGAAGAGCAGUUUCAAACCGAUAUGGAGAUGGUGCAAAGGUGGAGGGAAGCUCUUACUAAAGCUGCAAAUUAUUCUGGCUGGAAUCUCGAGAGUCUUGCAAAUGGGUAUGAAUCAAAAUUCAUCAAACAGAUUCUUGAAGAAAUUUUGUGUAAAGUGAACCCAGCUCGCUUGGAUAUUGCCAAACACCCAAUUGGAAUAAUGUCUCGUGUUAAUGAUAUUACAGACUUAUUAAAUCUUGGAACAAGUGACGUUCGCGUUGUGGGCAUUUACGGAAUGGGUGGGAUUGGCAAAACAACCCUAGCAAAAGCUGUCUAUAAUGAAAUAUGUGCUGCAUUUGAAGGAAGUAGUUUUCUUUCAAACUUUAAAGAAAGCAUAGAAAAGUCUGAUGGUUUAGUUCAUUUACAAGAACAACUUCUUAAUAAUAUCUUGAAAAUGAAUUUGAAGAUUGAUAAUGUUGAUAGAGGAAUUAGUAUAAUUAAGGAAAGAAUUCAUGGAAAAAAAGUUCUUCUUGUUGUUGAUGGUGUAGAUGAUUUUGAAAAACUACACUCGUUAGUUGAAAAGGAAUGGCUUGGUCCGGGUAGUAGAAUCAUUAUAACCACUAGAGAUGAACACGUAUUAAGUCCAUUGAGAGCAGAUAAAAAAUAUAAGGUCAGAGAAUUGAAUGAUUGGGAGUCUCUUCGACUAUUCAAUUGGCAUGCUUUCAAAAUGAUCAAUCCAAAAGAAGAUUACUCGAAGCUUUCGAUUAAAGCAAUCGGUUAUGCUGGAGGUAUUCCAUUAGUUCUUGUGCUUUUGGGUUCUUUUCUUAAAGAUAGAAGCGUUGCUGAAUGGGAAAGUGAAUUGAAAAAAUUACGAAGAACUCCUCAUGACAAGAUUCAAAAUGUACUUCGAAUAAGUUUUGAUUCACUGGACGAGUAUACAAAGGACAUAUUUCUUGAUAUUGCAUGUUUCUUUGUCGGCAUGGAUGAAAAAUAUGUUAUGAAAAUACUUGAUGGUUGUAAUUUCUUUCCAAAGAUUGGCAUCCCUAUUCUCAUUCAGAAGGCACUUGUGACAAUUGAUGACAAAAAGAUUUUGAGGAUGCAUAGUCUUAUUCAAGAUAUGGGAAGGGAGAUUAUUCAUGGAAAGUCACCGGAUUUGCCAGGAAAACGUAGUAGAUUGUGGUUUCACGAGGAUGCAUUAAAUGUAUUACGCGAACAUACGGGAACUGAUACAGUUGAGGGUCUGAUCUUAAAAGUAUUUGAAGAUGUAUGCUUGAUCAAAACUAAAGCAUUUACCAAUAUGAAGAGUUUGAGAUUACUCCAAAUCGAUGAUGUUCAUCUCAAAGGAUCUUAUGAGCAUCUCUCUAAAAAGCUAAGAUGGCUUUGGUGGCACAAGUGCCAUUUGAAAUUUCUACCACAAAAUUUCCAUCUAGAAAACCUUGUUAUUCUUGACAUGCAGUAUAGUAAUCUCAAACAAGUUUGGAAGAAUAACAAAAUACUCAACAAGUUGAAGGUCCUUAAUCUUAGCCAUUCCAAAUGUCUCACCAAAUCACCAAACUUCUUUGAAAUGCCACAGUUGGAGACACUAAUACUUGAAGGUUGCACAAGUUUUGUUGAGAUUCAUGAGUCCAUUGGAUGUUUGAAAAACCUUGUUUUGCUGAAUUUAAAAGGAUGCAAGAGUCUUAUGAAUCUUCCAAGCAGCAUUUCUAACUUAAGAUCUCUCAAAACUCUUGAUUUGUCUGACUGCUUACAAGUUGACAAGUUACCGGAUCAAGUAGGGAGUAUGAUUGCUUUAACAGAGCUGCUUGCAGAUGGAAUUGCUAUUAAGCAAUUACCAUCCUCCUUUGGUCUUUUGAAGAAUCUUGAGAUUGCAUCAUUAUCUGGACAUAAAGAACAAUCCUCAAAAUCUUGGUUGUCACUUUUCUCAUCAUUGAUGUCACCAAAAAGCUUGAACCCAGUAUGUUUUCUACCACCUUCCGUUUCUGGAUUACGUUCUUUGACAACACUAAAUCUCUCGGGGCGCAAUUUGUCUGAAGAUGUGUUUCCUGUUGAUUUUGAGAGUUUGUCUUCACUCCAGUUUUUAGAUUUAUCAAGAAACAAUUUUCGUAACCUACCUGAUUGCAUCGGUCGCCUUCCAAAAUUGUACAAUUUCCAGUUACAUGAGUGUACGGCUCUUCAAUCAAUUUCAGGACUCUUCUCAAGUGUAGGUGUGUUGGAUGCAAGGGAUUGUACAUCAAUGGAACGACUCUCAGUUUCGUCAAACCACAAGAGAGGACUAUAUUUUUACCUUCGUAAUUGCCACAAAUUGACAGAGAUUCAAGGCUUAGAGAAUUGGGAAAUUUCUUCUAUUCACAAUCAAGCAUAUAAUUUUAAAAGUCAUCUCCAGUGUCCGUUAACCAUGGGCGAUGAUGAGUCUCGUUUCAUUUGCCUCCCUGGUAGUGAGGUUCCAAAUUGGUUCAGCCACAAGGGAAUUGGGUCUUCGAUAUCCUUCCGUGUACCUUCAAUUUCAAAGGGGCAAUUCCUUCGGUUACUUCUUUGUGUUGUUUGUUCUUUUUAUGGAACCUUUGAUUUCAGGAUUUUUCGUUACUCUCUUGGCGUGAAAAUCCGAAAUAAAACUAGAGGCAACAAGAAAUUGCUUUGGCCAACUCGUAAAGCCCCUUUUAAUGAUGAGGACUCCUCUAUUUUUCCAAGAAUAAAAGAAGAAGAUCAUUUCUUUCUAUAUCUGACGCCACUCAUAAGAAAUAAAUAUGAGCUGGAAAGUGGACUCAUAUUUAAUGAAUUGGUGAUGGAAAGUGGAGAAGAAAUUGAGGUGUCCUGCGGAAUUUGCCUAAAUGCUGAAGUGAAGAAGUGUGGAGUUCAUGUAGUAGUUGACGAGCCAAAAGUAAUGUAAGAAUAUGUUACGUUGAAGAAGAAGUUUGGAGGACGUAUCUUUUAGUUGUUUAGUUGUUGUCUUUUAGUUUUAGUGGCUACGUACGUUGCAGUAGUAGAAAUAAGGAUAUUACAUUGUAGUCAAUAUGCAUUGUCACUUGAGAAAAGUUUGUGAUCCUUGAGCUCAGGUAGUUAUUGGCCAACGUUUUGAAUGCAAAAAACUCACAGAAAGGAAAA
Molecule: messenger RNA, 4453 nt
Organism: Alnus glutinosa
Lineage: Eukaryota; Viridiplantae; Streptophyta; Magnoliopsida; Fagales; Betulaceae
Product: disease resistance protein RUN1-like
Exons: 9
Coding region: 264-4238 (1324 amino acids)
Biological process (GO): defense response; regulation of DNA-templated transcription; signal transduction
Molecular function (GO): protein binding; sequence-specific DNA binding; DNA-binding transcription factor activity
Source: RefSeq, a predicted model, not a curated record